UAAAAUAAAACAAACAAAUUUGGAAAAUAAAACUUUUUAAUAGAGAACUUAAAAAAGAAGCUCAUUCUUCUUUUUUCUUAAAGAGGAAAGGAACAUGACAAAAAAAGUGUCACAGGUCUCUGUCCAAACUUUCAUUUCCAAUAUUCAUGACACGAUAAAGAUAUGAUUAUCUACCAUAUAAGAUCACUCAGGACAAUAAAAAAUCACUCCAUAUAACUCAUUUAUGUGGUGAGUGAGUUCUGAUUAUUUAUGUUGUAAGAAAACCGAAAGAUGAACUCCAAAACUAAGAGCCUGGGCUCGAUGUAUGGGAUGCAACAGCAUCAGAUUAACAUUAGUAUGGGAAUGGCUUCAUUGGAUCUCCCACCGCCGCCACUACCAUUGAAUCUACCUCGUUCAGAUCUACUUGUUGGAAGAAGAGAAGAUUACAACGAGAUUUGUGUUCCUACGUAUAAAGCAACAAUAACCGGUGAUUGGAAAGCAGCCAAACUCAUUCUUGACAAACGCCCGGAGCUUGUAAGGUUUAGCAUCACCGAAAGUUAUGAUACUGUUCUUCACAUUGCUGUAAUGGGGAAGUCAUACUGGUUUGUGGAAUAUCUGGUGAGUUUGAUGGAAAAGGAGGACUUAGAACUUCAAAAUAAAAACGGUGAAACUGCUCUCUGUUUAGCAGCCAUAUCUGGACAUGUGAAGAUAGCUAGUAUUUUGGUGAGGAAGAACAAGGCCCUAGUGGAGAUUCCUGAUAGUCGGGGAAUGAUGCCACUUUACAUGGCUGCUCUAUUUGGAAAGCAUGAAAUGGUGAGGUAUCUUUAUCAAAGUUCCCGGAAGAUGACUGGUGAUUUCUGGACAAAUCAUCAUAGAAGUUGUGUUCUUGUGAAAUGUGUUGAGGCUAAUCUAUUUGAUAUCGCAUUACAAAUUGCGAGGGAGCGUCCGGAACUUGCUAUAAAUGGUAGGGUACUCAGACUAUUGGCUAGAAAACCCUAUGCAUUUGAUGUUACAACACAAAAUAUUUUCUGGAGACUCUUAUGUUCAUUCUGUCAUCUGAAGACUGGAAUUCCUGACAUGGACAGUCAUGCUCUCCAAUUACUAACAAUCAUUUGGGCAGAGAUUGUGAAAUUGCCAAAGCCUCAAAUUGAUGAAAUAAUAAGAGGGCCACCCGAUCAACCUAAGGACAUUAUAAAGCCAACACGCGCUGAAAAGGAAAAGCAAGAAGCACUACUAUUGCUAAGAAACAUUUCGGAUAGCGUUACAAAAAUGCCUACUAGAAUUUUUAACCGAUUCAGAGGCGUUGAUGAGAGGGGAACUACUUCAAUACCUACAAAGCAAAAAUACUCAUCCCGAGUACUAUUUCUUGCUGCAGAAAUGGGCAACACUGCGUUUGUUGUUGAGGUUAUUAGGCAAUAUCCACAUUUAGUACGAGAGGUGAAUGAUGAUAACCAAAGUAUAUUUCACGUUGCUGUCUCACAUCGUCAUGAGGGUAUCUAUAAUUUAUUGUAUGAGAUAGGCUCACUAAGGAAUUUGAUAAUUACUCUUGAAGACGAAAAUGGCAACAACAUGUUGCAUUUGGUUGGCCAAAGUCCAAAGCGUAACAGACUUCAAGACAUACCUGGAGUCGGUCUGCAGUUGCAUCUAGAAACAUUAUGGUUCAAGGAAGUUGAAAGUAUACUCCCUCCUCCUUUUCGAGAAAAGAAGAACGCAUUUGGGCUAACCCCACAUGAAGUAUUCACCAAGAACCACAAAGAUCUAUUUUCCAAAGGUGAAGAAUGGAUGAAAGAAACCGCUGCUCAAUUAAUGGUGGUUGCGUCACUUAUAGCCACCAUCUCAUUCGCAGCAGCAUUUACAUUUCCAGGUGGAUACGACCAAGUAACUGGCAUCCCCAUCUUCAUCCGAAAAGAACUUUCCAAAAUUUUCAUAAUAUUUGAUGGCUUGUCUUUUAUAUCGGCUACAUCUUCAAUCCUUUUGGUGUUGUCUAUCUUGGGGUCAGAUUACACCGAACAUGAUUUUAUGAUUUCUUUACCCCAACAACUGAUGAUAUGUCUAGGAUCACUUUUCAUCUCUAUAGCGACCUUGAUCCUAGCUUUUCUCAUCAACUUUUUACUUCUUUAUCAAAACAGUUCUAAAUGGAUACCAAUUUUUAUAAGCUGUUUUGCUGCUAUCACGUACAUGAUAUUUGGUAGCCCAAAAUUUCCUCUCGUAGGCCGGUUUUUAUAUGGUUCUAGGUUUCUUUUUGAAAGGGAGAGGAGAAUGCUUAAGAAACCCAUCUUUUAG
Lactuca saligna is the source of this 2262-nucleotide messenger RNA. The record is from the annotation of a GenBank genome assembly. Lineage: Eukaryota; Viridiplantae; Streptophyta; Magnoliopsida; Asterales; Asteraceae.